AAGAGAGCAAGGGAAUCCACACAACCCAAGAGGGAAGGAAGGAGGAGAGCAGUCCGCAGGUUCGUUUUUCAGUGCGUAGCUCUGAUUGUUUGAGCCAUAACUUGAGAUUUACUCAUCCACAUAAGGAGUUCGAGAUACCAAAAGAAAGCUCUCAAGACGAGGAAUCCGUGAAGGUCUGGUUUGCAUCAAUCGGAGUAGUGGAAGGCUUCCAAAUCGACCGAGCAAAACACGACCUCGCAGAAUACGUUUUUGUAUUCAAAGUUAGGGAACGAUUUCGUCGGGAAACACCCGUUCUAGGGACUGUUUUUGUGUCUUCGGUUAGGAGUUGGACUAGCACUUUGAAGAGGCUGUUUAACACUCAAUUCCAAGCAAGGAAUCAGUUCUUAAUCCACCGUGGCCAAAGCUUUGACCAUUGGAUCAAGAAGGAAAAGUUUAAAGCUCAAUUGAGGUUGAGGCUAGAGCUUGCUUCCUGUGCUCGUUGUUCGAGAGAUCAUCUAGGAGCGAAGACUUGAAAUGGACCGUGGUGGCAGGAUUACUAGGAGAAACCCGACCGGCCGUGUACCAGUGGAGACUGGACAGGGCAGUCGAAGGACCUCUAGGGCAUCUAGAGGAGCUGGCCGUGGAGGCCGAUCACAGACCGUGAGUGACGGCCAUGUUGACACAGAAAGUGAAACCUACUGGUCCUAUGAGGACUCGACUUACCAACCGGAAACCAAGCCGGUUGAGACCCCUUACGAAGGGGAUGACGAUGAUGUAAGUGAUGAAGAGGGGGAGAAUGACUCCCUAGCAAGAAUUGAGGCGCUGCUCCAACAAUAUCAACGGGAGCGCGAGGAAAGGAGGGAACGCCGAAGGUGCCGGGGAGGGCGAAUUUCGGGUGAGGCUUCAAGAGGAAGAAGCCAUGGCGAUUCUCGGGCCCACGUUGAACCACACGGGGGUCGGGGUGAUGGAGGUCCAAUCAUAAGGAUCUCCAAGUACAUCAAAGAGGCACGAGAUUUGGGGUGCAAACCCUUCAACGGAGCAGGCGACAUCUCGGUCGCCGCGGAAUGGAUCAAGAGGUUGAACGAGGCAGCCCUUGAUAUGCAACUCACCCCCGAAUUUAAACUAAGGGUGGCGGUGAGAUUGCUUGAAGGGAUGGCGUCCACAUGGUGGGAUGGAGCCAAGGGAAAGUAUGGCAAUACCGUGACUUGGGAGAAUUUCCGACAGGAGUUCUUUGCCCAAUACUAUUCUGAUUUUGAGGUGAACGCUAAAAGGAGAGAGUAUACCCUCCUAACCCAAGGUGGCAAGAUGACGGUGAGGCAACUUGAACAUAAAUUCAGGGAGCUCGCGGAGUUCAUGCCGGAGUAUGUCUGUGACGAGAACCGGAUGGUAAAUCACUUCUGGGAUGCCUUAGACUUGGAGGUGCGUGAGAGGGCAACACAGUUGCCUAACAUGACCUUUAGCCAAGUGGUUGAGCAGGGUUUGAAAGGGGAGAAGGAAUGGGAAGAAAGAAAGUUGAAGAACGCCGAAGAGGCGAAGAAGAGGAAGUGGGAGAACCAUGGACCUCAGGGUCCUAAUAAAAAUGGGAACCAUGGGGGAGGAGGAUCCUUUCGGACACCCCCACUGCCAUCUAGGGGAAGUCAAGGCCCGGGCGGGCAAUCGCAGGCCUCGGGGGUGACUCGUUGCAAGAAUUGCAAGAGGAACCACCCGGGGAAAUGUCGUGACCCUCCUAGAUGCUACCAAUGCGGGAGCACCGGGCACAUGAAGAUGAAUUGCCCACAACUGGGCGGAACGAGGGCAUCAGGACCAAGUAGCGGGGCUACGGGGACAAGGAACCAAGCCGGGGGUUCCCAAGUAACCAGGGGGCAAGGGGGAGCAAGCGCGAGCAACGCGCCAUCCUUGAACCAAGGAAGGACCCAGGCUAGGGUCUACGCGAUGACGGAGGCGGAUGCUCAAGCUAACCCGGAUUCCGUUGCAGGUAUUGCCUCUCGUAUACUAGUGUUUUAUCCUUAAUUAGUCCAUAAAUUGAGGUUACUAAUUGUUAGGAUCAUUGCACGAAGCUUUGGGGUCGAACCGGGAAGGUUUAGGACCAUUUCAGGCUGUUUUCGCCCAGGCACGGUCGUGCCUAAGGCACGCACGAUCGUGCCUGCAAGGCAGUAGCCGCCUGCACGUUUCCCCGACCCAGGCACGGUCGUGCCUAAGGCACGCACGAUCGUGCCUGCAAGGCAGUGUCUGCCAGCGAAUUUUCCCGACCCAGGCACGCACGAUCGUGCCUCCAAGGCAGUAGCGCCCAGAGUUUUUCCCAAGCCAGGCACGAUCGUGCCUACCCCAGGCACGCCGUGCCUGGCACCCAGAUUGCCGAAGUGCGAUUUUUUCGCACCGUUUUGCGACGUUAAGACCUUUACUUGAUCCCUAACGUGCGUGUGAACAUUGUAACCUUCUAUAAACGAGUAGGGAGGGUAGGAAAGAUGUCUUACAUGGUUCAUGAAUGUAGGGACGCUAAAGAUUAAUGGGAAGGAUGCGCGAAUCCUUAUCUAUACCGGGGCGCAACGUUCAUUUGUGAAUGAAGCGUUCGCCAAGAGAUUGGAAGUGCAAUCCGUACCAAUGAUGCAAACCUUAGUGGUAUCAACACCACUAGGGGAUGACGUGGAAAGAACUUGUUACUAUCCAUCUUGUGGAGUGGAAGUUAAUGGUCAAACCUUGACGUGUGACUUCGUACCGCUGAGCAUGAUUGAAUUCGAUGCAAUCCUAGGGAUGGAUUGGCUAGAAAGGAACCAUGCUAGGGUAGAUUGCUACACGAAGGUUCUUGAACUCGAAGGCAAUGAUGGGGAGACCCUACGCUUCGAGGGCGAUCGAGGGAGAUCAAAUAGCUGUAUCAUAUCCGCCGUGAGAGCGAGAAGUAUGAUGAGAAAGGGAUGCCACGCAUAUCUAGCAUACGUGGUCGACAAAACCAAAGAGGAAACGAACAUCGAUGAGGUGAUGGUGGUUUGUAAGUAUCCGGAUGUCUUCCCUAAAGACCUACCGGGACUUCCACCCGAUAGAGAGAUUGAAUUUGUGAUCGAGGUCGAGCCCGGCACCAAACCAAUCUCCAUACCGCCAUACCGUAUGGCACCCGCUGAACUUAACGAGUUGAAAACCCAAUUGCAAGAGCUUUUGGAUAACGGUUUCAUUAGACCAAGCCACUCCCCGUGGGGAGCACCGGUUCUUUUUGUGAAAAAGAAAGAUGGGACACUUCGAAUGCGCAUUGACUAUCGUCAACUGAACAAGGUCACAAUCAAGAAUAGGUAUCCUUUGCCUAGGAUUGAUGACUUGUUUGAUCAACUACGAGGAGCAACCGUGUUUUCGAAGAUUGACUUGAGGUCGGGGUACCAUCAAUUGAAGAUUAAGGAAGACGACAUACCAAAGAGUGCUUUCCGCACAAGGUAUGGGCAUUUUGAGUUCCUUGUUAUGUCGUUUGGGUUAACAAACGCCCCAGCGGCAUUCAUGGACUUGAUGAACCGAGUAUUCCAUAAAUACUUGGAUCGAUUCGUGAUUGUGUUCAUAGAUGACAUCUUGAUUUACUCAAAGAGUGAGGAAGAGCAUGAAGAGCACUUGAUACUCGUUCUUGAGACACUACGGGAGAAGCAACUCUAUGCCAAAUUUUCUAAGUGUGAAUUUUGGCUAAAGGAGAUUGGCUUUCUCGGGCACGUGGUUUCAGGAUCGGGAAUUGCUGUUGAUAACAAGAAGAUAGAGGCCAUUACCGAAUGGGAGAGGCCGAAGAACGUCAAGGAAAUUCGUAGUUUCCUUGGAUUGGCAGGCUACUACAGAAAGUUCGUGGAGAAGUUCUCUGUUUUGGCAUCACCAUUGACGAAGCUCACUCGUAAAGGAGCUAAGUUUGUAUGGGAUGACAAAUGUGAGAAAGGGUUCAUGGAACUAAAGAAGAGAUUGACCGAGGCACCGGUACUUGCAUUACCCAAACAGGGUGUGGGGUACGAUGUCUAUAGCGAUGCGAGCAUCCAAGGGUUUGGGUGUGUGUUGAUGCAGGAGGGGAGAGUAAUUGCCUAUGCUUCACGACAGUUGAAGAAGCAUGAGGUAAAUUACCCUACCCAUGAUCUGGAGCUGGGAGCAGUAGUGGUUGCACUGAAGAUUUGGAGACAUUAUCUCUACGGAGAGACAUGUCACAUAUAUACUGAUCAUAAGAGCUUGAAGUACGUGUUUACUCAGAAAGAGUUAAACAUGAGACAGAGACGGUGGAUGGAGUUGAUAAAGGACUACCAUCUAGUUAUUGAGUACCAUCCAGGCAAGGCAAACGUUGUAGCAGAUGCCCUUAGUCGGAAGAGUUCGUCUGGGGCAUUGUUGACUUGUUUGAGGGCACUGAGGGCCCAAUUGGAUGUAUCUAACGACGGUGCUUUAUUGGCACGAUUCGAAGUGAGACCGACCUUACUUGAUGAGAUCAAGAAGGGUCAAGAGACUGACGCAGAACUGAUGAAGGUCCGGGAACGCAUGCAAGCGGGACCGGUGGAGGAUUUCAGGGAAAGAGAUGAUGGUCUCUUGUUAUUUCGUGACCGAGUGUGUGUGCCGUCAGACGAUGAGCUACGAAAGUCCAUCUUAGAGGAGGCUCAUUCAUCGGCUUAUGCCAUGCACCCGGGGGGCACGAAAAUGUACCGUGAUUUGAAAGAAAGUUACUGGUGGUCUGGAAUGAAGAGGGAAAUAGCCGAGUACAUCAGUCGAUGCCUUACUUGCCAACAAGUUAAGGCAGAACAUCAGCAUCCAGCAGGCUUGUUACAACCACUUUCCAUUCCUGAGUGGAAGUGGGAACAUGUGACUAUGGAUUUCGUGGUAGGUUUACCACGGACGAUUCGGAACUAUGAUGCAGUUUGGGUUGUUGUGGAUAGGCUCACGAAGAGUGCAAACUUUUUGCCUAUCAACACUACCUACCCACUUGAGAGGUUAGCCAAAUUAUAUACGGAUGAAAUCGUGAGGCUGCAUGGGGUCCCAGUGACCAUUGUAUCCGAUAGAGACCCACGAUUCACAUCACGUUUUUGGCCGAAAUUUCAGGAGUCUAUGGGAACGAGGUUGAAGUUCAGUACUGCUUUCCACCCACAGACGGAUGGGCAGUCUGAAAGAGUCAUACAGAUCUUAGAAGACAUGCUGAGGGCUUGUGCGUUGGAGUUCCAAGGAAGUUGGGACAACCACUUAGCACUUGUGGAAUUUGCCUAUAACAACAGUUAUCAGGCAAGCAUCGGUAUGCCUCCAUACGAGGCAUUGUAUGGGAGGAGAUGUCGUACACCGUUAUGCUGGGACGAGGUUGGCAUGGCCAAACUCGAGGGUACUGAGUUGGUUGAGGUCACCAAAUCAAAGGUGAAGUUGAUCCGAGAGAGACUCAAAGCGGCUCAGGAUAGACAAAAGAGUUAUGCAGAUAAGCGUCGAAGAACCUUAGAGUUUAAGGUUGAUGACGAGGUAUUCUUGAAAGUUUCCCCUUGGAAAGGGAUCAUUCGAUUCCAAACCCGAGGAAAACUUAACCCACGAUAUACAGGUCCAUUAAGAAUUAUAGAGAGGAUUGGGCCCGUAGCAUAUCGUCUACAGCUGACUCCGGAGUUAGAAAAGAUACAUAAUGUGUUUCAUGUAUCCAUGCUUAAGAAGUAUGUGCAUGAUCCCUCUCACGUAUUGGAAAAGCCGCCUGUAGAGGUACGCGAGGAUUUGAACUACGCUGUGCAACCAAUCAAGGUCACCGAUAGGAAGGUGAAGAAACUGAGGAGCAAAGAAGUCCCAAUGGUUAAAGUCCUUUGGAAAAGCGAUCGGGUCGAAGAAGAGACAUGGGAAGCAGAGGCCUUGAUGAGGAAACAAUAUGCUUUCCUAUUCGAGUAGAGCUGUGAAUUUCGGGGACGAAAUUCCUGUUAAGGGGGGGUGAACUUGUGACACCGCACCCAAACGUCCUUGAAAAUUGAGUUUUAAAAUUCAAAGUUUAUGUAUUGGAUUUCUGAUUCCCAAACGAUUGUAAAACGAUUAAUGUUUUACGUAAUUAAUGAUCGAUUAUUGUACUGAUCGAACUCGUAUAUUAGUAGCGAUACAUAACGUUUCAGGACAAGUUGAGAAAGGGCGGGCGGCCCAGAUAUUAUUUUGGGCUCAACCCGCUAAAAUAACAAGUAUUCGAGAAUGGCGUCGUAGGCCCACUCGGGGGCGACCCACACGGCGUGUAGCCCAAUAAUAUGAAUGACAAAUGUCAAAAUAAGUGAUAGGAUGAUUAAAGAAGAGUACCAAUGCCUAUAACCCCAUCUUUGGCAUUAUUGAGCUAAAUAAUGGGAGUAGGAUUUUCCUUCUAUAUUACCCAUCAAGUAAAUUAUUGAGAUGAGCCUACACAUAUUGGAGAUCAAUAAUGUGAUGAAGGAAGUUGACUUGUUCUAAAUAAAUUAGGAUGAGUACAAAAAGACAUCUUUGACAAAAGAUAAAACUAUAGGACCCAUCUUCCCAUUUUUGAAAGUAUUGAUAGAUAUUUUGGACCCCAAAAUGAUUGGGAUCAAUUGGGAACCACUCCACAUGAUAUUAGUACCUACAAGACAAAGAAAAAUGGGUGAGACAACUAUGUGGGGCGGACUUUUGACUCAUGAGCUACAACAUUACAAAAAGGAAAUUAAAGAGGAGGUCCACACCAUGUUUGAUUGCAAUCAAAUACCCUACCCUUCUUUUUGUGAACCACAUGCUCUCUUAGCAUGAUUGAGGCCUCCUAAUACACUCCUCCUACACCCCAUUCGAACCCCCCAAAUAGAUAAGAGAGCAAGGGAAUCCACACAACCCAAGAGGGAAGGAAGGAGGAGAGCAGUCCGCAGGUUCGUUUUUCAGUGCGUAGCUCUGAUUGUUUGAGCCCUAACUUGAGAUUUACUCAUCCACAUAAGGAGUUCGAGAUACCAAAAGAAAGCUCUCAAGACGAGGAAUCCGUGAAGGUCUGGUUUGCAUCAAUCGGAGUAGUGGAAGGCUUCCAAAUCGACCGAGCAAAACACGACCUCGCAGAAUACGUUUUUGUAUUCAAAGUUAGGGAACGAUUUCGUCGGGAAACACCCGUUCUAGGGACUGUUUUUGUGUCUUCGGUUAGGAGUUGGACUAGCACUUUGAAGAGGCUGUUUAACACUCAAUUCCAAGCAAGGAAUCAGUUCUUAAUCCACCGUGGCCAAAGCUUUGACCAUUGGAUCAAGAAGAAAAAGUUUAAAGCUCAAUUGAGGUUGAGGCUAGAGCUUGCUUCCUGUGCUCGUUGUUCGAGAGAUCAUCUAGGAGCGAAGACUUGGUUCGUGCUUCCUCCAUUCGGAUUUUAAACAUUAAUAAACAUGCUCAUGGAUAUUUUACUAUAGAGCCUGCGUGCUCAUGAAUAGCCCGGUGUGGCCUUUUUGUUUUAAACAAUGUUUUCCGCUGCGUUAUGAAUUACUUAUUAUGUUUGUUUAUGGAUG
This is a messenger RNA of Cuscuta epithymum, 7394 nucleotides long. The record is from the annotation of a GenBank genome assembly. Lineage: Eukaryota; Viridiplantae; Streptophyta; Magnoliopsida; Solanales; Convolvulaceae.